This is a messenger RNA of Nicotiana attenuata, 1351 nucleotides long. RefSeq names its product plant UBX domain-containing protein 4-like. The transcript has 4 exons. Gene Ontology annotation, molecular function: ubiquitin binding. Gene Ontology annotation, biological process: autophagosome assembly; Golgi organization; membrane fusion. The record is from RefSeq and is a predicted model, not a curated record. Gene Ontology annotation, cellular component: nucleus; cytosol. The coding region runs from base 127 to 1044 and encodes 305 amino acids. Lineage: Eukaryota; Viridiplantae; Streptophyta; Magnoliopsida; Solanales; Solanaceae.
GAUACCCACCAAAGCUCGUCAAAAUAAAGAUAAAAAUAAAAACCGAAAAAACAAUAGCUGAUUGAAAGGAAUCAUAUACCCGAUCCCUCUUCUCUCUCUCUGAAUCUUCAGCAGUGCAGAGAAGCAAUGUCUUCCCGGGAUAGCAAGAAACCCUCUAGGCAGCCGUCGACUGGACGCGCCGCCGCCGGCGGUAUCCGAACACUAUCUGAUCUGAACCGUCCUUCUGGACACGAUUCAGACAGCGACUCUGAUAAUCCCCAAGAAUACUACACUGGUGGUGAAAAGAGUGGAAUGCUUGUUCAAGACCCUUCAAAGCAGAAUGAUGUGGACUCCAUCUUUGAUCGAGCUAGGCAAAUGGGUGCAAUGCAAGGUCCUUUGGAAAGUAUCCGUCCUAGUUCAAGCUCAAGAAGCUUUAGUGGAACUGGGAGAACGCUUGCAGGGGAGACAGUACCUGCACCAGCUCCUCAACCUCCUGAGUCCAUUGUACAUAACAUUAUCUUCUGGAGAAAUGGUUUUACUGUAAAUGAUGGUCCUUUGAGGAGAUUGGAUGAUCCUGAAAAUGCAUCUUUUCUGGAGAGUAUUGGGAAGUCCGAAUGUCCAAGAGAGCUGGCACCUGCAGAUAGUAGGUCCCAAGUGCAUUGCAACCUCAUAAGAAGGGAUGAGAACUUCUCUGAACCAGAGAAACCUCAAGUUCCAUUUCAAGGAGUGGGAAGAACACUCGGCAGCAGCUCAACUGCAGCAACUUCGGAGCUAUCUGCCUCUGCCCCGAUCAACACCCAAACACCUUCUACGUUCCUUGUGGAUGAAUCAUUGCCAUCAACCUCACUUCAACUUAGACUUGCUGAUGGAACCCGCAUAGUUGCACCCUUCAAUUACCAUCAUACAGUUGGUGAUAUUCGUGCCUUCAUCGGUGCUUCAAGGCCCAGUGCCACAGGGGAUUACCAACUACAGGCAGUUGGUUUUCCUCCUAAAAUCCUUAGUGAUCCAAGCCAAACAAUUGAGCAAGCAGGCUUGGCCAAUUCAGUUGUUAUUCAGAAGUUGUGAUCACCUCACAGAAAACUGUCAUUGUCAUUUGCUACUCACAUACUGGUUGCAAAACCUUUUUCCAUUUUUCUUUGGAUAAACAUAGACCUCUACUAUAUCUUAGUUAAGCUAGGGAAAAUAUACUUGUAUUGUGAUAGUUGCUGAUUUUGUAUCUUUUAGAUCCAACUUUCACAAGAAAGUGGGAUAGUUUUAAGAUGUCACAUAUAUGUACUUUAUACACUGUGCCUAUGUUGCUCUCUUCGUCUUGUCUAAAGACAGCUGCUUUUUUGGAAAUGAAUCAAAAUGGUUUUUGUGCGGUUUAUAGUAA